AUGGGCCGCGAAGAUCAGAUUGAAGAGCGCGAGGUGCUCGAUUCCAUUUUCCCAGAGGAAAUCACAGAUUUAUCGGAUACCUCAUACAGGAUAUCAAUCGCCCUCGACGCGCCGGAAAAUGACGUCGAAGAAGCUGAACAGCCCGUGUUGCUCCUGCAGGUCUCAUACCCUGCAGAUUAUCCCGAUGUUGCUCCGGAGCUCGAACUAUCCGCUCCUCCAAACGCCCCCAGACACCCUCGGCUAGAUGUCCAGGAAGAUCGGGACCAACUACUCGAAUCUUUACAGCCUACUAUUGAGGAGAACCUGGGGAUGGCCAUGGUUUUCACCCUUGUCAGUGCUCUCAAGGAGAAUGCCGAGCAAUUAAUGUCUGAGCGGGUGAAUGCUGUCCAUGCGGAGAAAGAGAAGGAAGCCGCUAAGGCUGAAGAAGAGGAGAAUCGAAAAUUCCAGGGUACAGCUGUGACCAGAGAGACAUUCAUAGAGUGGCUAGAGAAGUUUAAGGCGGAGAUGGAGGAAGAGGAGAAGAGGCAACGAGAAGAGAAAGAUGCGGAGGAUAAGAAAGCGAAUAAAAAGUCUCCGGCUAAGGAAGAGAAGAAGAUGACUGGGAGACAACUAUGGGAGACAGGCUUGGCUGGCAAGGCAGACCUUGAUGAGGAAGGCGAAGAUGCUUUGCCUGAUGUUGAGAAGAUGAAGAUUGCUGCGUAG
This is a messenger RNA of Aspergillus bombycis, 702 nucleotides long. Its product is annotated as RWD domain-containing protein. The transcript is spliced from 2 exons. Gene Ontology annotation, biological process: cytoplasmic translation. The record is from RefSeq and is a predicted model, not a curated record. Gene Ontology annotation, molecular function: protein binding. NCBI's taxonomy places the organism in Eukaryota, Fungi, Ascomycota, Eurotiomycetes, Eurotiales, Aspergillaceae. Bases 1 to 702 code for a protein of 233 amino acids.